Amphibalanus amphitrite is the source of this 1442-nucleotide messenger RNA. RefSeq lists its product as uncharacterized. The record is from RefSeq and is a predicted model, not a curated record. NCBI's taxonomy places the organism in Eukaryota, Metazoa, Arthropoda, Thecostraca, Balanomorpha, Balanidae. The coding region runs from base 149 to 526 and encodes 125 amino acids. The transcript has 4 exons.
ACUAUAUAGGAGGUGACCGCGCCGUGCCGGACGGCAGCCGACCGAGCUGAUCCGCGGCGUCUAGCGUGCUCUCCAGCUGAGGCCGACAGCGCUCCAGACGCGGGCACACGCGAGGGGAGGUGUGAGCUACCUCUGCGACGGGCUGGCCAUGGGGACGCGGUGCUCCACUGUGACGGUACUACUCGCUCUCUGGCUGGGUCUUGUGGUCGCCGCCGCGGCCCGCAGGCUCUCCAUCGAGUACGACGCCGUUCCCAUCGACAGGGCGUCGGAGGACCUGGUGGAAUAUGUCGAGGAACCAGUGUACGGCUACCAGAGGACACCGGAAGUCUCUGAUUCAGAGUUCGUCUCGUAUCAGACGCGUUUCGACCGGCCGACAAGGGUCUACAGGCUCGGCCGUCGCAUUCAGAAGCCCGUCAAACGAUACUUGGGCGUGGAGAUUCCCGACGAGAUAGCGCAGCGAACCGCCGGCGGCGGAGGGGCGCUCAUCGACAAGCUGAAACAGCAGAUGCAGACCAGUGGGAAGUGAGCGGGCCGCACCGGGGCUGCGCGGACACCGGUCACGGCCCGUCCCGCUGAGGCUCCGACCAGCACCUGACCCGGCCUGUGGGGGACACCGGAGGGCCCCGCAGUUCUGGCGCGGCCUCUCAGAGCCCCCGGAGGACAGAGCAGGCCCUGAUCCGGCCGCCCUCGGGCCGCCGCGGGUCCCCGGAGAAAGAGGCUGCUCCGGGACCGCGGCUGGUGCGGCGGCCCGGGGGGCGGCGGCUCCGGCAAUGCGUCCGGCGGGCCCCGAGGCGGCCCAGGACUGCCUGCGAGCUGCAGCUCUCCUAUCGGAUAUGUGGCAAAAAGUGCGGCUUCUUCAACCCCGACUGGAAAUAAUCGGCAGAGCUAGGAGACGUCACGGAGACGCUUAUAGGCCAGCCUCCGAUACACUAACCGUUUCCAGUUCUUCCAUGGUCCGACCGCAGUGAGCAGUCAUAUCGAUACGGUGAAGCGCGGCACCAUCAGGCGAUGAAUGAUGUCUUAAUGAUGAUGGUGUUCAUUGUCACGACAUCGAACCUUAGCACAGAAGGCUGGCUGGUUUAUUUUCAGUUAAAAUUUAACCAUUUUGAACUUUGUGAAUUGGUCUGCGAACCAAUCACCUGUUAUGAGGAGGCCACUGGCAAUAAACAUGCUACUCACUAAUUGAAAUGUUUGGUCAAUUUAAACAGUUAUUUUCUUUCGAAGUGUGCAUAUGUUUAUUGACCGCUUAAGUGUUAUCAAUAAACCCUUCCAACAUGUUGUACUGUGACUUGGAAGGAGCUCGUUGGGAAGUUUACUGAAUAAAUACCAUUUUAGGAUGUGUGUGUAUGAUAGAUCAUUUGUAAGUGUAUAUUCUGAUGAUGUUAUGUGAGAGAACUAAGUGUCAGUAUGCGUGGAAUUAAUAAUAUAAUGUUGCAUGGUGA